AUGCAGAGUAGCUUCAAAAUUUGUAGAUGCACAGAAGAUCAAAAAGUGACCUAUGCUGCUACAACCUUUGUGGACUAUGCAUUGCAUUGGUGGGAGUCUGAGUGUGCAAUCAGAGGUGAUGAGGAUAUUGCUGCCAUGACUUGGGAGCAAAUGAAAAAGAUGAUGAUGGAUAAGUACUGUACACAAUCGGAGGUGAACAAGCUAGAAUCAGAAUUUUUGAGAUUAAAGCAAGGUUCGUUGUCGGUUCAAGAAUAUGUUAACGAUUUUCUUGAAAAAGCGAGGUUCGCCAGUUACCAGGUGGCUACCGAAGAGAUAAAGAUAGGUCGCUUCAAAGACGGCUUAAGAAUCGAAAUCAAACGGUAUGUGGACAUGACUAAACCGACCACAUUUGUACAAUCAGUGGAGAUGGCGAAGGUGGCAGAGGAGAACAACGCUAGGGAGAAUUGUGAUAGAAAAGAUGCAAAGAGAAGAUGGACAGGAUCGAACAAGUUCAACAAGAAACCAAAAUGGACUCCGACUCUGGCAAAAACACGAAGUGAGGGAUUCACUAUUCCUCCAUGUAACAAAUGCAACAAGAGACAUAGGGGAGAGUGUAGAGCAGGGAGCCUGACAUGCUACAAAUGUGACAAACCUGGGCAUACCGCGCGAGAGUGCCCAGAAGGAAAAACUUCUUAUAAAUGUGGGGCUACGGGACAUUUACGACCUGACUAUCCAAAACAUCGAAAUGGUGCGACACCCCAUGUAAAGACAGUGAAUAACGGAUUUGGGAAGAGAUCAGAAAAUAGGAAGGAGCUACCUAAGGGACACGACCGAGCUUACAACAUGACUUUGGAGGAGGCCAAGGAAACACCCGACGUCGUAUCUGGUAUGUUCCCUAUCAACAAUGUGUAUGCACAUGUAUUAUUUGAUUCGGGUGCAAAUGGUAGUUCUGUGUCUACUACCUUCUGCCACUAUCUGAAUAGAAGUGCCUGUAGRCUAGACAAAACCUACACUGUAGAAACAGCCGACGGUAGUCAGUGUAAGGUAGACGAAGUAUUUGAUGAAUGCACAAUUGUUAUAGAUGGUAAGGAUUUCYYUGUUAGGCUUAUGCCAAUGUGYUUAGGGGGUUUUGACGUGGUCUUGGGGAUGGAUURGCUGUCCAACAAUCAUGCGCAAAUAGUAUGCAAUAAAAAUAUGAUCAAGAUUCAAACUCCGGAAGGAGAAACAAUUCAUGUUUACGGUGAUCGAAAGAAGUGUUGCGUAGGGUUAAUCAAUACAAUUAAGGCGAAUAGGUGUCCGCAAAAGGGAUGUGUGGCUUACUUGGCAUACACCAUCGACGUCAAGCUCGAAAAGAAGACAAUACAUGAUGUUCCAUUGGUGAAGGAUUUCCCAGAAGUAUUUCCAGAUGAAUUGCCGGGAAUACCACCGGAACGUCAAGUAGAGUUCCGAAUCGAUUUGGUACCAGGUGCGGCACCAAUCACAAGGGCGCCUUAUCGUUUAGCCCCAACAGAAAUGCAAGAGCUGAUGAAGCAAUUGCAAGAACUCUUAGAUAAAGGAUAUCCACUACCAAGGAUCGAUGACCUCUUCGAUCAGUUGCAAGGAGCCAGUUAUUUCUCGAAAAUCGAUUUAAGAUCGGGUUACCAUCAGUUGAAGGUUCGAGAAGAGGAUGUGUCGAAUACCGCUUUUAGGACUCGUUAUGGACAUUAUGAAUUUGUAGUAAUGUCGUUUGGGUUAACAAACGCACCUGCAACAUUCAUGGACUUAAUGAAUCGAGAAUCACUAAAGUCAGUAUCGGAGAUCCGAAGUUUUCUAGGCCUAGCGGGGUAUUACCGAAGGUUCAUCCAAGAUUUCUCCAAGAUAGCAACGCCUUUGACAACACUGACAAAGAAGUCGGUUAAGUUUGAUUGGGGAACAAAACAAGAAGAAGCAUUUCAGACACUUAAGGAGAGACUAAGCACUGCACCGCGAGGCAAGGUCAUUGCCUAUGCGUCACUUCAGUUGAAAGAACACGAGAGGAAAUACCCAACUCACGACAUGGAAUUAGCAGCUGUAGUCUUCGUGCUAAAAAUCUGGAGACACUAUUUGUACGUUGCCGAUGCACUUAGUAGGAAGGAGAGAAACGGACCAAUCAGGGUUCGAGCCAUGUGGAUGAGUGUUAAAGUGGAGUUUCUAGACCGAAUUCGGGAUGUUCAGAAGGAAGCUUUACUCGAAACGAAUAUUAAAAAGGAGAGAAUGGUUGGACAAAUUAAGACUUUGACGGCUAGACCAGAUGGAAUAUAUAGACACGGAAAUCGGGUUUGGAUUCCUAGUUUGGGGGACCCAAGAAAUGUAGUGAUGGAUGAAGCACAUAAGUCCAAAUAUACUAUGCAUCCAGGUAGUAAUAAGAUGUACAAGAAUAUAAAAGAAAGCUAUUGGUGGCUUGGUAUGAAAAGGGCAGUAGCUAGCUAUGUGGGAAAAUGCUUGACGUGCUUGAAAGUGAAGACAGAACAUCAAAAGCCGUUUGGAAUGUUGCAACAAAUGGAGAUCCCAGUAUGGAAGUGGGAUAUGAUAACGAUGGAUUUUGUCACCAAACUUCCAAGGACGAUAGAGAUGCUAGGUUUAGUUCGAGAUUUUGGUCAAGUUUUCAACAAGAAAUGGGAACACGGUUGA
Molecule: messenger RNA, 2628 nt
Organism: Cynara cardunculus var. scolymus (artichoke)
Lineage: Eukaryota; Viridiplantae; Streptophyta; Magnoliopsida; Asterales; Asteraceae
Exons: 6
Coding region: 1-2628 (875 amino acids)
Molecular function (GO): nucleic acid binding; zinc ion binding
Source: RefSeq, a predicted model, not a curated record